AUGCCCUUUGGUAAUAACAGUAAAAUUGUACGAUUGGAUACUGAAAGUUUUAAGCAAAGUCUUAUUGAACCUGCAGAUGUAGUAAAGGUGGAUGAUUUUAAUAGACUCAAUGAUUAUGUUAGAACAUCAUUUACCAAUUUAAAAUAUGAUAUUAAACAUUUGGUAUAUGUAUCAGAAUCAAUUAAGAAAAUGCACGAAAAUGUUAACAAUAUCUGCUCAGAACUGUGUGUGACAAAAAACUCUAAUUUAACUGCUGUAUCUGUAUUAAACAAUGAAACCCCCCCUAUAUCUAACGAAGAAACUAUAAACAAUUUUGAAAUGUUACUCGAAUCUUCUGCUUAUAGAGAUAAAUUUGUAAAAUUAUCACUUUUAGUCGGAAAAACUAUUCCUGAAACCAUAAGACGCAUGAUGCAAAAACUAUUUUUCGAUGAUUGGUUACUCAAUUACUCCUAUAUUGGAUUUAAAGGCAAAAACAAAUUUUCUUCUUUGCACUCGUGUAAAAUAAUAUUUGAAGCUGUUCGAAGCUGUUCAAAGUUUGAAAAAAUUCCUGAUAUGGGAAUAGCACUUAGAAUAUGCAAGUGGAUGGCUCGAGCCACUAAUCGCAUUAAUAAAAAAACUAAAGAAAAAUUGUAA
Messenger RNA from Macrosiphum euphorbiae (potato aphid), 633 nucleotides. Lineage: Eukaryota; Metazoa; Arthropoda; Insecta; Hemiptera; Aphididae. The record is from the annotation of a GenBank genome assembly.